GUUAUCGUGACUCACUCAGAAGGGUCACUGCGCACCGCUCGGCAACGGCAAGUCGGUGGUUGAGUGCUUACCCAGACGGCUAUUGGCAAUGACGUUAAAGAAACGCAGAACGCUGGAAAAUCUCAAUAACAAUGAUGCAGGAGGAAGAUGAACACAGGACACCGCUCCCACUUAGUUUGGUUUGUUUACUGAUCACGGUCACCCAAUUAAGUGUUAACCUGGCGCUUCCUAAUUUUCCCGUUCACACUAGUGGCGAUCAAGGGCCUGUCUCCCGCGUCAUGUUGCCAGAUCUCACUGUGUUCCAUUUUCCUCUCUCAGCGCGGGUCAGCAGUCAACAGCGAGCACCGAGCGAGCAGUCGCCAGUCAGCACUCACUUGCCCGCCGCCAGCCACGGGAAGCAGGCGUGUGUUCGUGCCUGCGUCUUGCGUCUCGACUUGAACUAAGUGAUAUUAAUACGUACUUGUUCUGCAUUCAGUGUUAAUUCCACGGUGAUUAUUUUUAUCUGACAUCAGAUAUCUUAGUUAAGUUCAGUUGAAGCCUGUGGACAUUCUUGUGGUAAAACACCGAUGGUGCUGAAGUGUAGACGCGCCUGAACACUUGCCGGACAGCAGUAAGGACGUGACUUGGCGGCGAGGAGCGAGCGGAGGGAUGGCGGUGACGAGGACGGCGGUGGUGAUGGUGGUGGUGGUGGCGAUGCUUCUAGUGAUGGCUGGGAGAGGGGCGGGGCAGGAACAGGAGCAGCAACAGCACCACCACCACAGGGAGCCGCCCAUCAAGCCUGCACUCUCCAACAAAUUCGUGGGUGUGACUAGCAGGUGCACGCGCGGCUCCUUGAUGGUAGACGUGAGCACGGAGGAGGCGUUCUUCGGCUCGGUGUACGCGCGAGGGUACCCGAGCAGCUGCCGCGAGGUGGGCCAGGGCAACACCUCCACCUCGCUCGUCGUGCCCGCCCAGAAGUGUGGCGUCAAGGUCAUUGAAGACGAGUUCGGCCACCACACCUACGAGCUGCUGGUGUACAUUCAGUUCGACAAGUGGGUGCAGCAGGUCAUUGACGAACAGGUCCACGUUCGCUGCAAACUGGAGCGGCAGGCCGGGGAGCUGCAGGCCCAGGCGCAGAUGAACGUGGUCAACCAGGACUCCGAGGCGACAGUUCCGGUGCGAGAAAAAGAGGUUCUGAGCAGUGAGAACAACUCCAUCGCCACACUGGUCCUCGCCGCCGGUCCUCCACGCAGCAAAACCUCCUCCUCUCCUUACUCCUCCUCCACUCCACGCACCUCCACCACCGCCGCUGACGACUCGCCCUCCAAGUACCCCCGCCUGGUGUCCCUCCGCCACAAGGGGUCGCCGCGAAGGGCCCACGACACCAUGAGGGAAUGGCACCCCGUCGAGACCCCACCGGAGCUGCUCAUGUGGCGAAACAAGAUGCCGGAAGGGAACUCCGAGCCGGUGUCUUGCUGGAUGGACAUCGUGGCGGGGACAUCCAUGGACGGUAAGCCCGUGUUGGAUCACCUGCUGGUGGGUGACGACACGACGAUGGUGCUGAAGGUGCGGCAGACGAAGGGCCUCGACACGCGCAUCACCUCCUGCAUCGCCCACGACGGCUCGGGCGACCAGAGCCAGGAGCUGAUCGACGAGAGUGGCUGCUCCGUGGACGACGACAUCAUGCCCCCUCUAAGAGUAAAGUUCAACCCGCGUUCUGGCGUCAAGAUGGCCUACGCGUCCUUCAAGGCCUUCAAGUUCCCUGAUCGCGACCACCUCCACCUGCGCUGCACCGUCCUCGUCUGCCUCGGCUCCUGCCAACUACCCGUUUGCGGACGACUCAGCAAUCGCAUAGGGCGGCGGAUGGGCGGGACAGGCCAGGGCAGCAUCCAGCCUGUGCUCGACCUCAAGGACCUCGUCACGCCCCACCAUCAACAGACGCCUCGGACAAACGCUAGAGCCCUCGCCAAGACCAUGGUGGACAAGGUGGAGGUCUUCAAUUCCGUGGAGGUUCGAGCUCCGGGGAUCGAGAGUAACCAACCGAACCUCGUGAAGCAAUACCGUACGGACCGAGGCUCGAAAGUGGAAUCCGUGGACUUUUUCAGCAACGAGAGUAUGUUCUGCGUCACGCCCUACAAGAUGAUCCUGGCUUUCGGGGUGCUACUGACGGUGCUGCUGGUGGCAAUGCUCUUCGCCCUCUACUCCUGCGUGAAGGCCCGAGUACUCAAGGCCAGGCUGCAGCACCCGCCCCACCACCCCGCCGAGGCCGCCAGACACUCCCCCGUCACGAGCCCCUACUACAGGUUCGCCCACUGAGUCUUGCCUGAAGGAAGGUCUUGAACGCAUAUACCUGACGAAGAAGCGACCGAACGGAAGGAUAUUCUCAACACACGAAAACUGAAGGAAAACCUUGGAGUGGAUGGAGAGUUCUACGUUAGCAUUGUUCACCCUAACGAUGUUUUGUGAGUCUAUUGUCCAUCUAUUCCGUUACUUAAGGUGUAUUUUUGUAGUUUAGUUUUGUAUACAGUUGGUGCUUAGGGCAUUACCGCGGUCGCUCUGAUGGGGGAGGCUGCGCGGGGGAUUGGUGUGUGUGUGUGUGUGUGUGUGUGUGCUAAUCCCAAAGACGCUGUUUUUAGGGGGGGGGGGGAUUGUUACGGUUAUAGCUUUGUAAAUGACGUAGUGAUUGUUGUGUUUGUGUAUAUCUUAUUCGUAUUUAUUUAUCUAUUUAUUUAUUCAUUUAUUUAUUCCUGUGUGUUUGCUCAUUUGUUUUGCCAGGCGCAGGAUUCCGAAAGUUAGGAAGCACAAAGGAAUCGGAUACUAAGAUAUAGUUACAAGCUCUUGUCUCUGUAUUUCGAUGUUGUUUUGUUUAUGAAGCGUUGUUAUGUCUUUGAAGAAUCGUAUGAUACCUAAUGUUACCGUGAGUCUUGUGAAAAUGAAGUACCCUUUUUUUUAUCCUUUUAAGGGUGUUAUGAGAGAGCAUUGUGUAACACCCCACAACCUAAAUAUGCUGAGGAUUGAUGUAUAUUUAUAUUUUUGUGUAUUAAGCUAUUAUAUACUUCCUCAUAUAUGUCUGUAUUGCAUUAUUGUUUUAUAGAGUUAUUUGUUACACUCUAUACGCCGAGAGACUUUAAUGUACUGUGUUCGAGACGCGAAAAAUGGCAAAUCUGUUUUGAA
Molecule: messenger RNA, 3153 nt
Organism: Eriocheir sinensis (Chinese mitten crab)
Lineage: Eukaryota; Metazoa; Arthropoda; Malacostraca; Decapoda; Varunidae
Exons: 12
Coding region: 649-2295 (548 amino acids)
Source: RefSeq, a predicted model, not a curated record